AUGCCGCGCAGCCCCACGUCCAGCGAGGACGAGAUGGCCCAGAGCUUCUCCGACUACUCGGCGGGCUCCGAGUCGGACAGCUCCAAGGAGGAGACGGUCUAUGACACCAUCCGCGCGGCCUCCGGGAAGCCGGUCGCCGCCAGGGUGCAGGAGAGCCAGGAGCACACGCUGGUCAUCCGCAUCCUCAUCCACGACCUGCAGCAGACGAAGUGCCUGCGCUUCAACCCCGACGCCACGGUGUGGGCGGCCAAGCAGCGCGUCCUGUGCUCCCUGAACCAGAGCCUGAAGGACGUGCUCAAUUAUGGGCUCUUCCAGCCGGCCAGCCACGGGCGCGACGGCAAGUUCCUGGACGAGGAGCGGCUCCUGCGCGAGUACCCGCAGCCCGCGGGCAAGGGCGUGCCCUCGCUGGAGUUUCGCUACAAGAAGCGAGUGUACAAGCAGGCGAGCCUGGAUGAGAAGCAGCUGGCCAAGCUGCACUCCAAGACCAACCUGAGGAGAUGCAUGGAGCACGUGCAGCACCGUGCGGUGGACAAGGUCGCCAAGGUUCUGGAGCGCGGUCUGGACCCCAACUUCCACGACCUGGAGACAGGAGAGACGCCCCUGACCCUGGCCGCUCAGCUGGACGACCCCGCGGAGCUGAUCAAAGCGCUCCGCAACGGCGGGGCGCACCUGGACUUCCGCGCCAAGGAUGGGAUGACCGCCCUGCACCGGGCAGCCCGGGCCAGCAACCUGCCGGCCCUGAAGACCCUGCUGGAGCUCGGCGCGUCCCCCGACUAUAAGGACAGCUGUGGGCUGACGCCCCUGUACCACACAGCCAUCGUGGGGGGCGACCCCGGCUGCUGUGAGCUGCUUCUGCACGAGCACGCGACCCUCUGCUGCCCGGAUGAGAACGGCUGGCAUGAGAUCCACCAGGCCUGCAGGUACGGUCACGUGCAGCACCUGGAGCAGCUGCUGUUCUAUGGGGCCGACAUGGGUGCCCAGAACGCGUCGGGGAACACGGCCCUGCACAUCUGCGCCCUCUACAACCAGGACAGCUGCGCCAAGGUGCUGCUCUUCCGGGGCGGAGACAAGGAGCUGAAGAACUACAACAGCCAGACCCCCUUCCAGGUGGCCAUCAUCGCGGGCAACUUCGAGCUGGCCGACUACAUCAAGAACCACAAGGAGACGGAUGUGGUGCCCUUCCGGGAGGCCCCGGCAUACUCCAACCGCAGGCGGCGGCCCCCCAGCACGCUGGCCGCCCCCCGGGUGCUGCUACGCUCCAACAGCGACAACAACCUCAACGCCAGCGCGCCCGAGUGGGCCCCGCGCCCCGCCGGCCCCCGCAGCCUGUCCCCGCAGCUGCUGCCGCCCCCACCCGGCCACGGCCCUGGCCCCCGCGGCAGGCCGGGCGGCCCCGAGGAUGGCGCGAGGACCCCGCUGCCGUGGCCCGUCGGGCCCCCCUUCGUGCCCGGGGCCAGCAAGGACCAGCUCCCCGACUUCCAGCUCCCCGCGCCCCGGCGGAAGCUCUACAGCGCGGUGCCCGGGCGGCUCUUCGUCGUCGUCAAGCCAUACCAACCCCAAGUGGACGGCGAGAUCCCGCUGCACCGCGGGGACAGGGUCAAAGUUCUGAGCAUCGGCGAAGGGGGCUUCUGGGAAGGCAGCGCCCGCGGCCACAUCGGCUGGUUCCCGGCCGAGUGCGUGGAGGAGGUACAGGGCAAGCCCAAGGAUGUGCCGGCCGAGCCCCGCGCGGACCGCAGCAAGAAACUCUUCCGGCACUACACUGUGGGCUCCUAUGACAGCUUCGAUGCAGCCAGCGACUGCAGCGUCCAGGACAAGACCGUGGUCCUGCAGAAGAGGGACAAUGAGGGCUUCGGCUUCGUGCUCCGGGGGGCCAAAGCGGAUACGCCCAUCGAGGAGUUCACGCCCACGCCGGCCUUCCCGGCCCUGCAGUACCUGGAGUCGGUGGACGAGGGCGGCGUGGCCUGGCAGGCCGGGCUGCGGACCGGAGACUUCCUCAUCGAGGUCAACAGCGAGAAUGUGGUGAAGGUCGGCCACCGGCAGGUGGUGACCAUGAUCCGCCAGGGAGGAAACCACCUCGUCCUCAAGGUGCUCACGGUGACCAGGGCCCUCGACCCCGACGACACCGCCCGGAAGAAAGCCCCGCCGCCGCCCAAGCGCGCCCCGACCACGGCCCUCACCCUGCGCUCCAAGUCCAUGACGUCAGAGCUAGAGGAGCUCGUGGAUAAAGCCUCCGUGCGGAAAAAGAAGGAUAAGCCCGAGGACGUGGUUCCGGCGUCCAGGGUGGCCCGGAGCACAGAGAGCACGGAGCCCAGGGUGGCCACCAUCCGGCAGCGGCCCAGCAGCCGGUGCUUCCCGCCCGUCUCGGACAUGAACUCUGUGUACGAGCGCCAGGGGAUCGCCGUGAUGACGCCCACCGUCCCUGGGAGCCCGAAGGGCCCGUUUCUGGGCCUCCCCCGAGGUACGAUGCGAAGGCAGAAAUCAAUAGACAGCAGACUCUUUCUCUCAGGGAUCACAGAGGAAGAGCGGCAGUUCCUGGCACCCCCGAUGCUCAAGUUCACCAGGAGCCUGUCCAUGCCCGACACCUCGGAGGACAUCCCCCCGCCGCCGCAGUCAGUGCCCCCGUCCCCGCCGCCCCCGUCCCCCACCGCCUACAACUGCCCCAAGUCCCCCACGCCCCGGGUCUACGGGACCAUCAAGCCGGCCUUCAGCCCCAACCCCGCCAAGGUGGCGCCCACGGUGCGCGCCGACACGGUGGCCUCGGCGAUGCGGGACAAGGGGCUGUACCUCCGCCGCGAGCUGGACCAGCGCUACUCGCUGGACUCGGAGGACCUGUACAGCCGCGCGGCCGCGCAGGCCAACUUCCGCCACAAGCGCGGCCAGAUGCCCGAGAACCCCUACUCGGAGGUGGGCCGCAUCGCCAGCAAGGCGGUGUACGUGCCCGCCAAGCCAGCGCGGCGGAAGGGCAUGCUGGUGAAGCAGUCCAACGUGGAGGACAGCCCCGAGAAGACGUGCUCCAUCGCCAUCCCCACCAUCAUCGUCAAGGAGCCGUCCACCAGCAGCAGCGGCAAGAGCAGCCGCGGCAGCAGCGUGGAGGCCGAGCCGCCCGGCGACAGCCUCACGGUCAGCAGCCCGUUUGCCGCGGCCAUCGCCGGCGCCGUGCGGGACCGGGAGAAGCGGCUGGAGGCCCGCAGGAACUCGCCGGCCUUCCUGUCCACCGACCUGGGCGACGAGGACGUGGGCCUGGGGCCGCCCGGCCCCCAGGCGCGGCCCGGCGCCUUCCCCGACGAGGGCGGGUUCAGCGAGGACGAAGACGGCGCCGAGCCGCCGUCCCCCCCGGCCGGGCUCCCGGCCAGGGCGCCCGAGAACCAUUUCGCGGGGGCCGUUGUCGAGGCCGGCGCUCAGGGCGAGGCCGCCAGGCCGCAGAACUCCACAGCCAAAGCCAAGGGGCCCGAGGGCAGCCCCCUGGGGAGCCCCGAGAAUUACGUGCACCCGCUCACUGGGAGGCUGCUGGACCCCAGCUCCCCGCUGGCCUUAGCGCUGUCCGCGAGGGACCGAGCCAUAAAGGAGGCCCAGCAGGGCCCCAAGGGGGAGGCCCCCAAGGCCGACCUCCACCAGCCCCUCUACAUCGAUACCAAAAUGCGGCCCAGCCCGGAAGCGGCCUUCCCCGCGGUCACCCGGCAGAACACGCGGGGGCCCCUGCGGCGGCAGGAGACCGAGAACAAGUACGAGACGGACCUGAAGGAGCGGAAGGGCGACGACCGGAAAAACAUGCUCAUCGACAUCGUGGACACGUCCCAGCAGAAGUCGGCCGGCCUGCUGAUGGUGCACACGGUGGACGCCAAGCCGGACGCCUUCCUGGAGGAAGAAGACGAGAAGGCCGAUGAGGACACGGAGCCCGUCCCCUCGCUGCCCGAGGCGCCCGAGGGCACCCCCGACACCGAAGGUGCUUUACAGAUCUCCGCAGGCCCCGAGCCCGCCGGCCCCGCCGCCCCGCCCGGCAGAACCAUCGUGACGGCGGGCUCCGUGGAGGAGGCGGUGAUUCUGCCAUUCCGCAUCCCCCCGCCCCCGCUGGCGUCCGUGGACCUGGACGAAGAUUUUAUUUUUACAGAGCCAUUGCCUCCUCCCCUGGAAUUUGCAAAUAGUUUUGAUAUCCCUGACGACCGCGUCGCCUCUGUCCCCGCCGCCGCACCCCCAGACGUGGGCAAGCCGAAGCAAGGCGGCGUCUCCCCGGCCCCCUCGCUGCACUCGGGCCAACCCACCACCUCGGCCGACGCCAAGAAGCCAGCCAGCCUCUCCAACUGUCUGCCCGCCUCCUUCCUGCCGCCGCCCGAGAGCUUUGACGCCGUCACGGACUCUGGGAUCGAGGAGGCGGACAGCCGGAGCAGCAGCGACCACCACCUCGAGACCACCAGCACCGUGUCCACCGUGUCCAGCCUCUCCACGCUGUCCUCCGAGGGCGGGGAGUCCGUGGACACCUGCACCGUCUAUGCAGACGGCCAAGCCUUCCUGGUGGACAAGCCCCCGGUCCCCCCGAAGCCAAAACUCAAGCCCCUCAUCCCCAAGACCAACGCCCUCCACCAGGACGCGCUCCUGGAAGAGGACGUGGAGGGCUUCGUCCUGGCCCCGCCGCCCGUGCCCCCGCCCCCGCCCGGGGCUGCCCAGGGCACGGCCAAGGCCCUCCCGGCCCGGCCCUCCAAGCUGUGGGGAGACGCCCCGGAAGUCAAGAGCCCGAUUCUUUCCGGCCCCAAGGCCAACGUCAUUAGCGAAUUGAAUUCCAUCCUGCAGCAGAUGAAUCGAGAGAAGACGGCCAAGCCAGGGGAAGGACUGGACAUGCCGGCCGGAGCCAAGGCUGCCAGCCUCACGCCAAGAAGCCCAGAGGUCGUGAGCAGCGUCUCAGGUACACGGAGCACGACGGUCACCUUCACGGUUCGCCCAGGGACCUCCCAGCCCAUCACCCUGCAGAGCCGGCCCCCCGACUAUGAAAGUAGGACCUCAGGAACCAGACGUGCCCCGAGCCCGGUGGCCUCGCCCCCGGAGAUGAACACGGAGCCCCUGGCGGCCCCUCUGUGCGCCGUGUCCCCUGCCCCCAGCCUCGCCGACGUCUUCAGCCUCCCGAGCCAGGCGCCGGCCGGGGACCUAUUCGGCUUGAGCCCCGCGGGUCGCAGCCGGUCCCCGUCCCCCUCCGUCCUGCAGCAGCCGGUCCCCAACAAGCCCUUCAGCACCAAGCCCGUGCACCUGUGGACUAAGCCCGACGUGGCCGACUGGCUGGAGAGCCUGAACCUGGGGGAGCACAAAGAGGCCUUCAUGGACAAUGAGAUCGACGGCAGCCACCUCCCCAACCUGCAGAAGGAGGACCUCAUCGACCUGGGCGUGACGCGCGUCGGCCACAGGAUGAACAUAGAAAGGGCUCUCAAGCAGCUGCUGGACAGAUAAGAGUGGCUGCGCCCCCCCCCCACCCCACCCCCCGUUAUAAGUAGAGAUGGGCUGACCCGA
Molecule: messenger RNA, 5493 nt
Organism: Sorex fumeus (smoky shrew)
Lineage: Eukaryota; Metazoa; Chordata; Mammalia; Eulipotyphla; Soricidae
Gene: SHANK2
Product: SH3 and multiple ankyrin repeat domains 2
Exons: 24
Coding region: 1-5433 (1810 amino acids)
Cellular component (GO): dendritic spine; postsynaptic membrane; postsynaptic density
Molecular function (GO): ionotropic glutamate receptor binding; synaptic receptor adaptor activity
Source: RefSeq, a predicted model, not a curated record